AUGUGUAGUUUAGAAUUGAAAUGUGUGAUUUUAUCAGUGAUAUUAGGUUUAGUAAAUGCAGGCUAUAUACCACCAGGACCAAGAUACACAUGUCCAAAUAGAACCCAGCUCAUUUCGCCUUGUGUCUGUUUGGCGGGUGGUGACGAUGGACUAAAAAUUCUUUGCGAAAACUCCAACAUAGCUUCCAUGGGCGUGGGUCUAAAUAAUUUGGCAACAUUUGCAAUGCCCGUUGAAGAACUUAGACUAAACAAAUGCCAUUUUGAGCGCAUGUAUGGAAGUCUUUUGUACAAAUUAAAAUUAAGGAUUUUACGAAUUGAAGACACGCCGAUUCAAACUAUUGAUCAAUAUAGUUUUCUUGGAGUCAAUGAUACUUUGCAAGAAUUGUAUUUGACGAAUACUAGUAUUCAUACGUUUCCCAAAGAAGCAUUUCAGAUUUUAGGUAACUUAACAGUGCUAAAUAUAAGACAACAUAAUUUUACCAAGUUAGAAAAAGAUAUUUUCUACGAAAGCAGAAUCAACAUCAGACUUGAAAAACUCCAUAUCACAAAUGGACCACUUUCUGACUUUCCAAUUGAAACAUUUCAGCCCCUAAGGAAGCUAAAGACGUUGGACUUGAAUACAAAUGCAUUAACAGGACUCAAAAGGAACCAGUUCAAAGGACUUCGGGACGUGGAAGUCCUCGAUUUGAGUCACAACAGUCUGCCCAAGUUGGAGGCGACCGCCAUCUCUGAUCUUACCAAAUUGAGCUGGUGCAAUUUGUCACACAAUGCGAUGACUGAUUUACCGAGGGGUACAUUCGCCAGAAACGCUGUACUUCGAGUUUUGAAUUUAUCACAUAAUAAACUGAAAAAAUUGGAUACAAACAGUUUCCGUGGUAUGAGAUUUUUGAGGCGUUUAUAUCUAAAUGAUAAUCAAAUUGGAGAUGUCGGUCGUGGUACUUUUGGAUCGAUCGCCAAAAUUGGAACAAUCGAUUUGGCACGAAAUAAAAUUACUAAAAUUGAUUAUCAAAUGUUUUUCCAACUGAACUUCAUCGAGAUUAUAGAUGUAUCAGAAAAUGCAGUCACGGAAAUUCAAAAAUUAUCUUUCAAAGAUAUUUAUUUGGCAAAUAUAAAUUUAUCGCACAAUGCAAUAUCCAAUAUAGAAGACGGCGCUUUUGAGAAUUGCGCAAAUAUAACAAUAUUGGAUUUGUCAUACAAUAAUAUCACUGCCAUUCCAAGGAAUACUUUUGAUCCAACGACAUAUGCAACUGAACUACAACUAUCAUAUAAUUAUUUGACUAAUAUGUCCCAGAUUCCUCUGCACAAUAUGACUGGUUUAAAAAUCCUAAACGCUUCACACAAUCUUAUAGAAAUCAUUCCACGAAAUACGUUUCCCAAACUAUACGAGUUGCACACAAUAGACCUUUCAUACAACAAAGUGUCAUCGAUCGCAAAUGCAGUUUUACAAACACUGUUUUCCCUUAGAAACUUAUACCUCAGUCACAAUUCCUUGGAAAUAAUUAAACCUCCGACUUUUGGAACAUUACCAACAUUAUUAGAUAUGGAUUUGUCUUACAAUAAUAUGAAGGAAAUAGCAAAAGGAGCAUUCACAAAAUUGACGAGUCUCAGGACAUUAAAUGUAGAAGGAAAUUUGUUAAGUAAAAUGUUUACUGUACCGAUUUCUUUGGGUCAUCUGAAGAUUGCAAAUAAUUUGUUAGAAGAAUUGCCAGAAAAGACAUGGCCUAGCAUGAAUUCCAUACUGUCUUUGGAUUUUAGUGGAAACAAAUUUGAAAAUCGAUUAGUUCAUGGAAGUUUUUCAAAUCUUUUAACUUUACAAAGACUCAAUUUAUCGGAAAAUGGAAUAUCGCAAGUGCCUUGGGAGAGCUUAAGCGAAUUGACCGCUUUGCAGUAUUUGUAUUUACAGAACAAUAAUUUGACUCGGCUCCCCAAAGCCGCAUUUGGAAGAUUGCCAGUAGUUUUCGAGUUGGAUUUAUCACACAAUAAUAUCGGAAAUAUUAGCAUUCAUGCAUUUGACGGUCUGCUCCAACUUUUAAAACUAGACAUGUCUCAUAACAAAAUCCGUCAAAUACCAACUGGAGCAUUUAGAGGAUUGGUAUCUUUGAGAACUCUUCACUUAUCUCACAACAAAAUAGAAAAAUUGGAUAAUAAAACAAAUAGUUUAUUCGAAGAUUGUUUGUCUUUAGAAAACCUGGAUUUGAGUCAUAACAAAAUUAGUUUUGUUACAAGGAAAAGUUUUCCGAGCAACCCGUAUAUUCCGUACAGAUUGAAAAAUUUAGAUUUAAGUUACAAUUCUUUACCAAUUCUUACAUACGAUUUGACUUUUGGAACAAAGAAAUUGGAGAAGCUAAAUGUGUCUCAUAAUAUGAUUAGUGACCUGUAUAGAGGAGUAUUAGGCAACUUGACUUCACUACAAACGUUAGAUAUGUCUUUCAACAUGCUAGAAGAUUUAAUUUCUGAACCAAAUGCAUUUAAUCUGCCAAAGAAUAUAACAAACUUGAUUAUGAACGACAAUAAAAUUAUGUUUUUGCCAAUAAACAAAUUUAUAAAUGCAACUCAAUUGAAGAGUUUGGAUUUGAGAAAUAAUGUGAUCAACCAGUUUCCUUAUGAAUUUGUGCAGCAGAUUGAUCAAGGGUUAGAAGUCAAAUUUGAAGGUAAUCCUUUAAAAUGUGACUGCACAGUGAGGCCUUUAAAACAUUAUUUGCUGCGACAAUCUAUUUUGCCGCCAGAAUAUGAAAAUCUAAAUUGCCAAGAACCUAAACAUGUAGCAAAUCAAGUUUUAGCAAAUAUACCAGAUGGUCAUUUGAAUUGUGUCAAUGGAUCUCUACCUCAAGUAACCAAUAUGACACAGGCAGAAUAUGAUAAGCUCUUCCAGAUGCAACCUGAUUUGAAAUUUAGAUAUAUUCAAUUCAUACGUCGGCAACUGGAAGCACAAUGGUACAUAACGUCCAGAGAAGACGUCGGUGACGUCCACAUAACAAUUCGGGACAAGUCAAAUGCCUUGGUCUACUCCCAAAUAAUGCCUUAUGAUGCUCGAAUAGUAAAGAUAAACUUGGAUUCAGAUGAAGCCAUCGAUUUAGCUAGAAGUAUCAGAUCAGAAUCCCAAUUACAACUAUGUGCUUUAGCCAGAGAUAGUUUGGAUGAAGUCAGAUCAUGGUUUCCUCAACAGUGCCAAGAUUUGCCAACCAGACAAAUUCGAAUGUGGGAUGCCAGAAGUAAAAAGACGUUGAUUAUCUUUCCUAAUGAGAACUUUGUGAAAAAUUCUUGUUCGGGAAUCGCAAUUAACUGGACCGUUGGAUAUAUGUUGAUUGUUGCUUUGGUAUUAAGAAUUGUUGUCUGA
Molecule: messenger RNA, 3336 nt
Organism: Ctenocephalides felis (cat flea)
Lineage: Eukaryota; Metazoa; Arthropoda; Insecta; Siphonaptera; Pulicidae
Product: toll-like receptor 6
Exons: 14
Coding region: 1-3336 (1111 amino acids)
Molecular function (GO): protein binding
Source: RefSeq, a predicted model, not a curated record